GGUUGUGCUCAUCAUUUUAGAGCAGUAGCUGUGAGAGUGAGGGUGUUAAGCAGCGAAUGGGGACACGAAGCUUCAAUCACUGGAUGGAGGAGAUGAAUUUGUCGCCGGAGUUCUGACAUUUCAGAAAUACCAUGUGAUUAUUUGAAUUUAACAGUUUAAUUAUGUUGGGUACCCAGAAAGGUCAAGCCUCACAAAGGAAGCCAGCUUACAACAAAAACAUGAAGAAGCUCCGUGCCUCUAGCAUGGUUAGCAACCUGGCACAAGGCUGGCAGCAGUGGGCGAAAGAUAACGAGAAGAAACAGGCCAGCGAACCCAGCGGCUGGAGUCCAUAUUCUCUGGAAGGACCUAAAGAGGAACCAAGAAAGACAUGGGACCCCAAAGCAGCCAGAGCACAUGUUCCCACUCAGAACCAGCCUGCAGAGGCCUCUGUAGCUCAUGUUCCUGUUUCUGGAAAGACUCAAAAACCCGAUCUUCAUAAGGAGACCCAAGAUGCAGCCGGGAAAGAGGCCAAGAGCUCCGCCGGGCCUGUGGUUGUGUGUCCUAUCAAGACAAAGCAGGUGGUGAAGACUGUGGCCAGUGUGGCUCAAGAGAAAAGCACCGGUAUUGGACUUCUAACCGAACGGAUCACCAAGGAGCCAUUGCCAUCGGGUGAGGAGAUCGACCGGAUACUGAAGAAGAAAAGCUCACCCACACUGCGGAGAAAGUGCUCCAACGUGGUUUCAUCACUAAGAAAAAGCUGGAAGCAAGUGGAAAAUGAGCAAAAACUUGGACUAGAAGAGGGAGGACCAGCAGAUGGACUCACCAGUGGUGUUAACAGAAAGAAAAGUGGACAUCCAGAGGCAGAGAAGGACAGAGCAGAUACAGAGGGUCAAACGUACAGAGCAAUCUCGCUGACAGAAGUAGACAGUGAAGAGUCUACACUGAAGAUCAAAAGACCUCCAAUAUUCAAAAAGGAAGCUGAAGAUGCCAACAAGAUUAAUGCCUUCUCCAAGAAAUACAGUGCUGUGGGAAACCUGAAGAGCCGCUGGCAGAACUGGGCCUCAGAGCACAGCGACAACCAGAAACUAAACCCCUUCAGCGAAUACUUCGACUAUGAUUACUCCAUGUCAUUCCGCAUCCAAAAAGGCCAAGAGGGCUACGGGCGCCCCAAGGAGGGCAGCAAAACUGCAGAAAGGGCCAAAAGGGCAGAGAAGCACAUCCACCGAGAGAUGGACGACAUGUGCUACGUGAUCAGGACCAUGGUCGAUCCGGACCCAGACGGAAAGACCCGGGUUACGUUCGGUCAGCUGUUCGACAGAUAUGUGCGAAUCUCCGAUAAGGUGGUGGGGAUUUUAAUGAGAGCGAGGAAACACGGGAAGGUGGAUUUUGAAGGGGAGAUGUUGUGGCAAGGACAGGACGAUGGCGUCAUAAUAACUCUGUUGGUUUGAUAUUAAUACUG
This is a messenger RNA of Thalassophryne amazonica, 1438 nucleotides long. RefSeq names its product actin binding Rho activating protein b (gene abrab). Bases 162 to 1427 code for a protein of 421 amino acids. The transcript is spliced from 2 exons. Gene Ontology annotation, cellular component: sarcomere. The record is from RefSeq and is a predicted model, not a curated record. Gene Ontology annotation, biological process: positive regulation of transcription by RNA polymerase II; positive regulation of Rho protein signal transduction. NCBI's taxonomy places the organism in Eukaryota, Metazoa, Chordata, Actinopteri, Batrachoidiformes, Batrachoididae. Gene Ontology annotation, molecular function: actin binding.